Messenger RNA from Pseudomyrmex gracilis, 4534 nucleotides. Its product is annotated as knirps-related protein-like. The record is from RefSeq and is a predicted model, not a curated record. The transcript is spliced from 3 exons. The coding region runs from base 720 to 1829 and encodes 369 amino acids. Gene Ontology annotation, molecular function: sequence-specific DNA binding; zinc ion binding; DNA-binding transcription factor activity. Gene Ontology annotation, biological process: regulation of DNA-templated transcription. Lineage: Eukaryota; Metazoa; Arthropoda; Insecta; Hymenoptera; Formicidae.
CGACGGUCUGACGCCCAGUAUGUCUAUAAGGUUCAUUCGAGGUGUACUUACCAUAACGUACGAACGGCCUGAUCGAGCCCGGACGAAGUGGGACCGUAGAAAAUAAACGCGAGAAGGUGGGGGCCGAUUCAAGAAUCGAGUGGACACCCUCGCCUACCAAAGUCAUUCACCUAACGGUCACCGUCGCGUCAAGAGUCUUCAUCUUCUUCCGUUACCUGGUCGCACCAGACGUGAUAGAGAUCGUGUUCGUCGUCGAUCCAUUGACCCUUAACACAGAAGAGUCAAAGUUUGAGUGGGUCGAAGUUCACGCGUUCGGUGCUGUGUUGAUGAAUCCCCGUGGUGAUCCCGAUACGUCAGGAAACACGAAUUUAGAUACGUUUCGGAAAAUGUGCGCGACCGCUUGUUCUCGAUAAGCAGAAGAUCAAUAAAAAAAAACAUCCAUUUUGCGUUCUUGUAACAAUUUGUUCUCAAGUGUGUAACUGAAAACUUUUGUGUCGUGUUGCUUUUACCUGUGACAGCUGUGAUGUGACAGCGAAUGUCACGUUGUAUGCCUUGUAAGAUGUGGUUCUUGAGAGCAUCGAUAGUAACGAAGAAGAGUGCCUCGGAAGCUUUAUUUUCUUCAAAAGCCGAUGGUGAUUUGACGGAAUAUUCACUGUGAGACGAGCUGCGGCCGCAUGCUGCCCGUAUCUGCGCGACGUUAAUUCACUGUAACGACAAAAAUGAACCAGCAGUGCAAGGUAUGCGGAGAACCAGCAGCCGGCUUCCAUUUCGGAGCGUUCACUUGCGAGGGUUGCAAGUCGUUUUUCGGACGCUCGUACAACAAUUUAAACAGCAUCGGCGAAUGCAAAAACGGCGGCAGCUGUAUAAUAAACAAAAAGAAUCGUACCGCGUGCAAACCUUGCCGGCUGGCAAAAUGUCUCAACGUCGGCAUGUCCAAGUCUGGUUCGCGCUAUGGUCGCAGAUCGAAUUGGUUCAAAAUCCACUGUCUGCUGCAAGAGCAGAAUCAGCAGGAGCAGAAUCAGAUACAGCAACAACUGGAGCAACUCCGUCCGCAUUAUCAUCCGUCUGUUCUCCGUGAGCAACAGUUGCAGCACCAGUUGGCGCAGCAGCAACGCAGGCCCACGACUUCUCCCAGCACUCAGAGACGAGGAGACGAGAACAUCAUGCUUGGUCUGGACGAAUACAAGAACUCGACCUCGCCCAACGUCAGCUCGCCGAGCGGUAGCUCCAACAGUGACGGCUCCGUCGAGAUCUCCGAGCGAAGUUCGGCGAUUUCCGGACAUUCUUAUCGGCCGCCGCAUCCGCUGCCGCUGCAGAGUUUGCCGUUGAAUUUUCACCUCGGUAUGCCAUUGCUGCCACCACCUUUUCUGUCGCCGUCCAGUAUUACUUUAGGAUUCUCACCCUAUCAUCUGUACGGACCGCAAGGCGCGUCUCAUCCUCUCGUGAUGCACACUGCAUCCAAUAUGUUGCGACACACGCCGGGAACGCCGGCAAUCGAAGAAGUUGAUAGUUUCUCGAGGUCGUCUGCGACAACAACAGUCACGACAGAUCCAUCCAAACCUUCCACGUCGACCGCCAACACUGACCUUUGUGACAGCAGCAAUAACAACGACGAAUUCUAUUCGAAUCCAGUUUGCGACAAGGACCGAGCACCGACGCCGAAGCCGCGAAGUCCCGAGAAUCGAAUAUUAGAAAUGAGUCCCGAACGAAUGAUUUCGUUGCCGCAAGACGAUCCGAUAGAUCUCUCUAUGAAAACGCAGAUCGACGAGGAUAGCGACACAGAGUGCUUGUCCUCGAAAAAGCCAAUAGACUUAACGACGAAACCUUAAGCCAAUCAAAAUCAUAUUAAACAAAAAUUAAAUGAUUUCAAUCAUUCAAAUUCAACAAAGAAAAAUUGGAUGAUUUCAGUCAUUCAAAUUCAACAAAGAAAAAUUGAAUGAUUUCAAUCAUUCAAAUUCAACAAAGAAAAAUUGAAUAAUUUUAAUCGUUCAAAUUCAACAAAGAAAAAUUGAAUGAUUUCAAUCGUUCAAAUUCAACACAAAGAAAAAUUGAAUGAUUUUAAUUAUUCAAAGCUGAUUUUUUGUUAUUUUGCUACGUUAACCAAUGCAAAUUAUUUAUGUUUGUAAAUAAGAAAAAAAUUGCGUUAAAAAUAUUAUUAAAACUAUUGUUUGUUGAAUAUGUAACGAGAACAAUUGUUUAAGUAUUGCUAUACUGAUCGGCAAUGAAUCGUUCCGCGACAGGAAGAAGAGGAAAAAUAAAUUUCUCUUUUAUGCGUCGAUCUCUUUUAGCCGCAAUCGAUCAGCUGUUGAUAGAUGGUUUAAAACGACAUAUAGAAGAAGAAAGUCCUUUUUCUAUUGCAAAAACGAUUUAUUGCAUUCUUCUUGUGUACAUUGAGUCCCAGAUGCGACUUAUAUUUGCAGUGUGUACUUAGGAAACAAUUUUUCCAGAAAUAGUAUCAAAAAGUAUAUAGAAAUCAAUUUUCAUUAAAAAUAUGUAUCGUAAUAAAAAAAUAUUAUAUAUACUUAAAUAUUUUUUUAACUUCAUAAAACGAUUUUUUAAUAAAUUUCCCAUAAACCAUAUUACCAUAAAAGAUCAUGAAAAGAUCUUGCGCGCGUUCUCUGUUUCAAGAAAUCAGAAAACAAGCCGCGAGUUAUAAAUAUAUCACUUAAUUGCGUAGGAAAACGGAAUUUCUAUAUUUUCACUAUGUUUCACACAAUGCAAACACGAAAGGAAUUGUUGGAGAGAGAGAGAGAGAAAAGGAAAGAAAGCGAGAGAGAAAAAGACCGAUAUAAAACAUUUUGAGAGUUACUCACGUGUUGAUGUCGCGAGAGUGCAAGUUCUACAGGAUCUAAUCUGUAAUUAUCUUCUAGCACGCGUAUUAUCGUAUCCUCUUGUCGAACUCUCUCGCGAUUUCCUCUUCCCGUUCCGGAUAAUUCCGAUCGUGUGUGCGCACGUGUCCAAGUGUCAAGCGAGCCUUGCGGAAGAAAAAAAAACUUUGACACGCGACAUCUCAAUCCCGAGGUGAGCGAGACACCGAUCGCGAUGUUGCGUAACAGCCAAUCAACUUUAACGAGAUUCCGCCGUUUUAAUUAAAAAGCGCGCGUGGUGCUCGAUCGCGCGGCAAUCACGCGGAACGAAGACAAACGACGAAGAACACAUCAUGACAAGCGUCGCGUCCGAUAAACACAUCAAUGCAUGCGUGUGUGAAUGUUUACGCCGGCACCACGUUGUACACGUUACACCACAUCGAUAGCUGUUUUAUCUUUACAAAUGUCUAUAUCAAUGUCACUUCCGUCAAUAUGUUAUUCUAGUUAUAGUCUUCUUGUCGUUGCGGAAGCUGCUAUGAGAAGAAAUCUUGAAAAUAUUAACGCGACACGAUGUAUUUAUUCUCCUCUUGUUCAUUUAUUUUUUGUUCUUCUUCAAAGAAGGAUAACAGAACUGUCGGUUAUAACUCUCGGUGAGGACAAAUGAAUGAAAAAAGAGGUCCAGACUUCACGGUAUUAAGUUAUUAUGUAAUUUGUAUUUCUCCUUCGGGAUGGGAUUCACCGCGAACGUCGAGAAUCUCGAAGAUAUAUAUCUUUCUUCUCUCGAAUUUUAUUUCUCUCUUCUUCCCCUCCUUCUUCCCCCUCGUUUGACUCGAGUCUUCUCACAAGUCACUCACGGACAAUAUACUUUUGUCCCAAGUGCUAACACAAACGACGAACACAGCUUCGCUUUUAAGGCGGAAUCGCGAUACGAUUUGUAGACCCGUUCGCGCCGACCGGUAGUGCCUUUCUGGAAUUUAAAACAGGCCGCGCGCGCCCAAGGCAGAGAGUGUCGCGCGUAGACGAGAAAAUCGUCCGAGUUGUGUAGUAUGUCGGCUACGCGUCACGGACGAUCAAUUCUUUGAGAUUUUCAUCGGAGAAAAAAAAAUAUAUAUGUAUAGAUUGAGAGAACCUGGUAACAAUUGUAUACGCGAUGGUUCUAUUAGUUCAACGUACAGUACAAAAGUUUUCGCAAAAUCAAACACACACUACGCGAUGUAAAUACAAAUGAUCUCGCAACGAAUUAGAAAUAGUCGCGUUAAUUACGUAGGUGCCAAAAAAAAGUAAACUUGUGCCUUGAUACAAUUGAUGCCAAGCUCUCCCGCAUUACCAUCUUGCGCAAACGUAAGUUACAUUAACACAUGCAAUUGUAAAAAAUGCAAUUUUAGUAUAAAAUUUGUACAUAUAUAUAUAUAUAUAUAUAGGGGGUACACAGAUGUAUAGCGUUUUCUUUCCUAUAAGUACGUUUUUGUUUCGUAGUAAUACAUCCAUCUCGAGAUUCCAUAGAUGUAUGACUGUGAAAUAGAGAAUAUUUUACAAUUAUUGUUGAUCACUGUUGACGUCGCGUCUCGUUUUAGGCGCUUCUUGUAGAUUUGAACGUAGUCAAUAAAGGGCCAGUAUUGUAUAUCACUAUGUAAGAAAAAUCGUUUUAUUCCAAUUAUGUACGUACGUAUGCGUGUAUACAAUUGUAUAAGUUAUAUACAUAUAUAAUAUAAAAAAAAAACAUCGAU